AUGUCCGACUUUUACACACCAAACCUAUUAUUUAGGCAGAAUGCCAUGAGACAGAGUCCGACUUCUUCACCAAACUCAAGUUCAUUGGAGGUUAAUAUCCCAAGUCCAGCUUCUUGGUUGUACUCUUCAGAUAGUCCAAAAGAUACCGAAAUUACCAACAAAUCAUGCUCAUUGAAUAGAUUGAAUAUCAAAUCCAACUACUGGAAAAUCCCAGACAACAACAUGAAUUUAACUCUGAUAGAUAUAAAAAACCAAUCAGGAAGAGGGUACGAAAUCGAUCCAGUGAUAGCUAUAUCAUCAGGAAAUAAGCUGGCAAACUUAUUCAUUUAUCAGCUAGAUACAGAAGAAAAUUUCUUAACCCACAAUAACACUAUUUCGCUCCCAAACAUACACUCUAUGAAGUGGGUACCUGAUAGUAAUGAAGAUAACUCACUGUUACAAUUAGCAACUGGUAACUCGGGAGGUUAUGCACAUUUGCUUUCAAUUCCUGAUCCAGAUAGCAUCGACGAAAAUGCUGAAAUCAUCAAAAAGUUCAACCAUAAAAAAUAUUUAAAAUCCCAUACUCCUGCUAAAAUUGAAAAGUUAGACUUUUUGACAAAUAACAGCAAUGCAUCCGAGUUAGUGACUUUGUAUCAAGGAAAUUUAUUCAGAUGGGACAUAAACUCUGCUAGAUCCAAACCAGUGAAUAUUUCUACUAUCCGGGGAAUCAGAAAUUUCGACAUUAUUCCCUCCAGCAGUCAGAAUUCCUGUUUCAACUCAACUAUUGCUAUCAGCGGAGAUUUUGGGGUAUCUCUUUUCGACACAAGACAAUCUGAGUUCAGAAUUCCUUCUGCAUACUCAAAUAUACGGAAGGAUAGGAAAGGCUAUAGACUGAUUGGUGCCAACGUGAUCAAGUGGAGUUCCUAUAAUGAGAAUGUUUUCGCCCUGGCACACUUAGAUGGUGUGGUAAGACUUUGGGAUGUGAGAAAGCAAGAGUUUUUUGGCCAAUUGGAUGGUCAUUGUAACAAAUUGGUUACCAGCAUUGAGUGGAAUGAUGAAGAUCUUUUCACAGGUGCCAAGGAUGGGAACAUUAUUCAUUGGGAUCUUUCCAACACUACUGAUGAUCUCUUGAAUUGCUGCUUAAAGGAGGGCUUAAAUAGUAUUCAGUUCAAUCCACACAAGAAUGAGUUGGAGACAAAGGUGAGUCAAAGACAGUGUGGAACAAUUCUUCCUGCUUCCAAUACUAAUAUCAUCGGAAUGGCUUCAAUCCCAGGAGAUAGCGACAAUGAUUGUAAAGUGUUAUCCAUUGACGGUUCAUCUUUCUUUGGAGUCCACUCAAAAAUUUACGAAGCAAUCAACUUGAAAAUUAGUAGCGAAAAGCUAUACUACACCUCCAGCGAUGUGUCAUUAUUGCUCAAGUCCGAAAGAGAUGGCAUUUCAUCUGAUACAUUAGUAGCGGAAGAAGACAGUCAGAAACUGAUAUUAGAGAAUGGAGAGGGAACUAAACCAUUAGAUAUCAGUAGAAACCCUACAAUUAUUACAGUUAGAGAAAAUACUGGCGAACUUGCCAGUAUAUUCGAGUAUGAAGGUGAAACAGAAGCCGAAACAGAAGCAGAUGUUGAAGCAGAAACAGAGGAUGAGCUUAAAGAAGAGAAUGAUGCAAUGGUCGAAAGCGACCUUAAUAGAUACCCCGGCGUCGUGACAAAUACUGAAGAUAUAUAUGAUGGUGAGACGAAAUCAAUUAGCCACUUUUCAAUACUUUCUCCUACUAAUGAAAAUAUGUCUAACGAAACGUUGCUUCAGCAAGGUAGUGAUGUUUCAGAGGAAUUUGAAUUUAGCAAUGAAAUUUCAAGGUAUACAUACAACAGUGAGAACUCUCUCAAUUCAUCGCCAAAUUCUGGAAUACCGGCAGACUUUUCAGAUAACGACUCUCUCUCUACCAAUCUAACAGUUAUCGAGAGAGAGUCUGAGUUGUUUGGAAAGCAUGAACCGUUUGACUUUGAAUUUGACAUAGAACGUUUGAUAGAACUGAGUGACAUAUAG
Messenger RNA from Dujonia railenensis, 2022 nucleotides. Lineage: Eukaryota; Fungi; Ascomycota; Pichiomycetes; Serinales; Debaryomycetaceae. The record is from the annotation of a GenBank genome assembly.